AUGCCUCAUCGAGAUAGUAUUAGUUCAUCGGCGAAGGUCAAGGAUGUCAAGAUACCUCGAAAAUCGUCCGAGGAGAUCAUGACACCGGGCAAAAAGCUAGAAAUCAAGAUAUUCUCACUAUAUCGCCAGGUCUGGUUUGGCAUCUUUCAAGUCAAUGACAGGCACGGCCCGAGCCACAUGAAGCGCCUAGCUGAGCUCUUUGCCGGCGCAGGAAUGUCUUCACUCAUCAAUAGGCCUGAUGAGAAAGUUAAAGACCACCACAAUAGUGGCUGGAGAAGAUGCAAACCGGUGGAUACUCGUUUUCUCCAGCCUCUGCGCGCAGCUCUGGAGAGUGGGCCGGAUGGGCUUGGGAGCCUGAGGCUAUUGGAUGGACUGUCAGUCGCCUCGCUGGAAGCAGUCAUCAAGCUGCUUGAAGCCUAUGUGAAGGAAAUUGAGAGUCUGAAUGCUCUCUACCAAUUACUUCGUGGGCUCCAAGUUGGGCUCCGGAUGCCAACGGAGGAAGAUGAAACAGUUGUUCUGGAGCAAUUUGUGCCUACGGCGGAUCAAUUUGCGAGACGAAUAUUACAUUUAGAGGCAGGGCUGGAUGUUCUUGUUUCCGAAUUGAAGGACGAAUUCUGGAAUAAGCAUGGUCCGGUUGAGGGACGGGAUGGAUGGUCUGUCCACGAUGUGCUGUUCCCACCGAUACCCCUCGAAAAGGCUGGGAAAAAAAUCAACCUCCUCCAGCAUUUUUAA
Messenger RNA from Penicillium atrosanguineum, 732 nucleotides. RefSeq lists its product as uncharacterized. Bases 1 to 732 code for a protein of 243 amino acids. The record is from RefSeq and is a predicted model, not a curated record. Lineage: Eukaryota; Fungi; Ascomycota; Eurotiomycetes; Eurotiales; Aspergillaceae. The transcript has a single exon.